Molecule: messenger RNA, 3007 nt
Organism: Oncorhynchus gorbuscha (pink salmon)
Lineage: Eukaryota; Metazoa; Chordata; Actinopteri; Salmoniformes; Salmonidae
Product: methionine aminopeptidase 1-like
Exons: 11
Coding region: 269-1585 (438 amino acids)
Biological process (GO): proteolysis
Molecular function (GO): metalloaminopeptidase activity
Source: RefSeq, a predicted model, not a curated record
CCCAUCUCUCUCAUCUUUCUAUUUGUAGCUAGCUAAACUAACGUUAGCUAACCAAGCUAGUUUACUAGCUAGAUGAUCGUUUUAUGAACAUAACUUGUGAGCAUCGUAUUCAGAUGAGUUUUAAAAAUACAUAUAUUUAUCCCCAUUUCCGAUGAUCCAUUAAUCUCAUCCAUGAUGUCUUGACGGCUGUGUCGAGAGCUAAAGGCAAAAAACGUAAACAAAGAGGAUACAUGCGAGUAGAGCAACUGAGUUUGGUCGUCACACACACAUGUCCAUAUAUGGCAUUGCGGUGGCAGCCAUAUUGGAAUUUCUAUCCGGUGAUGUCCCUGCAAAAGUGAACACUUAUCUCCAGCUGGCGAGGUUUUCUCCAGCCGACAGACCGUCCACUCCUCCCAGGCUCCACCCCUCUAGACUGCGGGCAGGCAUGGCGGCUAUCGAGACACGGGAAUGCGAAACAGAAGGCUGUAGCAGCGAGGCCAAACUUCAAUGUCCAACCUGUAUCAAGCUCGGGAUCCAAGGCUCAUACUUUUGCUCUCAGGAGUGCUUCAAAGGGAGCUGGGCUACUCACAAGCAGAUGCACAAAAAAGCAAAGGAGGAUAAGAACCAGGUUGAGGCAAAGAACUGCGUGGAGAACGACACCAACACAGACCCAUGGCCUGGCUACCGCUACACGGGCAGACUACGCCCUCACUAUCCACUCACUCCCAUGAGGCAUGUCCCCGGUAACAUCGAAAGACCUGACUAUGCCGACCAUCCACUAGGCAUGUCUGAGUCGGAGCAGUCUUUGAAGGGCACUUCACAGAUCAAGAUCCUUUCUGCCAAAGACAUAGAAGGCAUGACAGUUGUGUGUAAGCUGGCCCGAGAGGUGCUUGACAUCGCCGCCCUGAUGGUAAAACCUGGCAUGACCACGGAGGAGAUUGACUACACUGUGCAUCUGGCCUGCACAGCCAGAAACUGUUACCCCUCCCCUCUGAACUACUAUAACUUCCCCAAGUCCUGCUGCACGUCAGUCAACGAGGUCAUCUGCCACGGCAUCCCAGACAGGAGACCUCUGGUGGAUGGGGAUAUCCUCAACGUGGAUAUUACUGUGUACCACAAUGGAUUUCACGGGGACCUCAACGAGACCUUCUUCGUUGGGGAGGCAGAUGAAGGGGCGAAAAAACUUGUCCAAACCACCUUCGAAUGCCUUAUGCAAGCCAUCGACUCCGUGAAGCCAGGUAUCCGCUACAGGGAGCUUGGUAACAUCAUCCAGAAACAUGCCCAGGCUAACGGCUUCUCUGUGGUGCGGAGCUACUGUGGCCACGGCAUCCACAAACUGUUCCACACUGCUCCUAACGUGCCGCACUAUGCCAAAAACAAAGCAGUCGGAGUGAUUAAGCCCGGCCAUGUAUUCACCAUCGAGCCCAUGAUCUGUGAAGGUGGUUGGCAGGACGAGACAUGGCCUGAUGGUUGGACAGCAGUGACCCGGGACGGAAAGCGUUCGGCCCAGUUUGAGCACACCCUCCUGGUGACUGAGACGGGCUGUGACAUUCUGACGCGCCGGCUGGAUGACAACGGACGUCCCCACUUCCUGAACCAAAUCUAAACUGGGGGGGGGGCUACAACACAGCAUCACAUGGACUGUCUCACGGGAUGCGUUCUCUUUUGCACCCCCGUUGUAUCACACACACCUCUAACCUGAGGCACCACACCCCCUGGAGGCCCGCCCGCCGUGGCUCAGCUCUCACUGUUCGACGAAUUUACUGUCCUUCUCCAAAAUUAACGGAAAGUACUUGAAUACAGUUGAUAUCAACUGUGUGGAUUUUUUUUAUCUAGGCUGUUUUAAAAAAGAAAUGUCUCAUCAGGAGAUAAAAAGGAUAAAAAAGAAAAGGGAAGUGUAUUCAUGAAAUGUGGCUUUGUGCAGUUGCAAGUUGAAUUCUUACCUUGAUAGCUUGGAUUCUGUUGAUGUGUAUAACUGAAGAGGCAUGGAAGGGAUCAGGCUUUAGUUUGACCCCAUGACUUUUAGACAUGUGCUACCUUACUGUAUUGCUUAAUUGAUUGCAAGGCAGCCAUGCUCCUAUUGACCAGCUGUUCAGCUCACCUGUAGUGUUCUGUUAAGGUGUGUCGUCCAGGUCUAUUCAAAUCUGAGCCCUGAGGAGUGAACUAGUUUAGUAAUAAUUGGAGUCCCUCACCUGGCAUCCCCCGGUCUGGUUUGAAUCGGGAUUGAAGUCAGCAGUGCUACGAACCCUGGGGUCUGGAUUGGACUUGUCCUGGUGUAGCGUGUUGGGCCUUAAUUUGUGAAUUAAGAAUGAGCAUGCUGGCUAAUGUCCAGGCAGCAUAUAUCCGUUAUUCCUCAGUCUAGUCAAUCACUAUUUAUCUUGGUAUGCUGUCGAUUUACUGUUGCGAGCAACAGCCUUGAGUCUCCAUUUCCAGUCUUUCCACAGUUUUUCUGCCACCUUUUUAUUUCUUCUAUGAUGGAGUGAUAAGCAGCUGUUGUGCAUGUUUUUUGUUUGUUUGAGUGUGAGGACUGUAUAAAUGCCAAAGGCUCUAUUGCAGCAGAAGUUUGGGUUUACCACCGACCUGUGAGUUAAUACCCGAUUCAAGAACACUGUAUUAAAAUAGUAAUCAUUUGAAGUAUUGUUUUAUAUUAGCUGGUAGUUAUGUGUUUGUUUUUCUUCCCAUAAUGUGCAUAUUUUCUAAUGUGCACAUUAGAAAAUGAAAAAUUAGACUAGAUUCUUACUCCCAAUGCUAUGCGCAAUUAGCCUGGCGAAGAGGUUCAAAUGAAAUUGACCAGUAAGACAAUGCUUUGAUUUAUUGUAUUAAAUUCAAAUUGAUAAAUAAUUUUCUAUAAUUUCAUAACACAAAUACUGCAAAGUAAGAAAGGGGAAAGGAUGGUAUUGAUUUAUAACCUUGUAAAUAGAAAGCUGGCUUUAAUGUGAUUCUUCUGCAAUGCCUUACCAUUUCCCAGCAUGCAUUAAACCAAAGCCCUCUGAUACUCUCGAAGGGCAGUGUAUGGGUCACAAACUCA